This is a messenger RNA of Alternaria viburni, 1527 nucleotides long. RefSeq lists its product as uncharacterized. The coding region runs from base 1 to 1527 and encodes 508 amino acids. The record is from RefSeq and is a predicted model, not a curated record. The transcript has 2 exons. Lineage: Eukaryota; Fungi; Ascomycota; Dothideomycetes; Pleosporales; Pleosporaceae.
AUGUUUAGUCUGCAAAUCCCGGAAAGGAAUCCUCAAGAAAACGACAAUGGUUCUCCGAAAUCUAUCUCCCUCCCAUUGCCCGCACCACCGCCGCCUCCGCCUCCACCACCGCCACCACCGUUGGAAGCCCCUCGACCCCCGUCCCUGUUCAAUAAGGCUCUUGAAGCAAACAAACAUUUGAACGCGGCGGCCUUCCGAUUGUAUACCAGCUUCAUGAACGAACUCUCCGACUUUGUCAUCCAGCAAGGAGAAGUAGUCGCAAUGCGCCUUGCUGUUCAAGAAAGACGGAAGCAGCUGCAUACACUGAGGGAACACGUCUCCAGAUGUGAUAUGCUACUCAUCAAUUGUAUGCGCGAGCAAAUGAAUGGCAGUCUUUCUGUAAACGAACGCGUUAUGCUCAAGUACUUUGAAGCAUCGCAGGCGGCAAGAGACGAGAUUGGCCCGGUUGAAUCGGAAUACGAACCUCUUGAGAUAAUGCUCGGGUCGAAGGAACAUCAGCUGGUAGAUAUGUAUUCCAAGAUGGAAGAAACCUUCGAGCAUUUUUUCAGACUCAACAUAACCCCGACCAGUGAGUCGAAAGAGCCGAUUAAAAUCGAAUAUGAGGCUUCAUCGGCCAGCUCUGUCCUCGAGGAAAAUGUCACUCCUGGAGGUAUCGAGCAUCUUCACGGAGCUCUCAUUGGAGAAAACGUUGGUAUUGGCCAGCAUCCGAGCCACGUCAGGGAGUUCAGACCAAGAGUUCAGGAACGCUGGGUGCGUGGAGAGUCUCAUAGAAGAAGCGCAUCGUUGGGAUCAAUUGAUUUGCCCAAACCUAGCAACACUACUCUCGCAGAUGAGGGCGCUUCUUUCGGCGAUAUGACCGGUACGCUUGGAUCUAUCGGAGUGUGGAUAACAGAUAAGAUCGAUUUGACUGGAACUGGUGCAACACCCCAGAACCAGUAUAAGCAUGAGAAAGCGGCCUUUGGUAGUAACUAUAUCGAAAUCUCUGGUGCGCUACCGGACUUGACGAACGACUUCCCGGUCAACCCAGGUCUCGACGAAGGAAAUCCUCUACUCUUACUCGACGAGAGCAACGAGACAAGAGCUAUCCUCAGCGAUUAUCUCGUCAAUUUUGAGAGCACACCCGACCGGGUGAAUCGCUGGAUGUUACAUCACCUCCGCGUCUCGCCUCGCGAGAUUUACACGCUUCACAGGCAUAUCACCAAGCUCACAUCAGAGCCAACACUCUGGGCGACGUCAGUGCUCAAGCAAUGGCCACACGAUAUCUUUCGACACAGCGAUCCUUUUGACAAAGGCUCGGCCGAGAUUGAGGAGAGCGUGUUGAACCCUCAGAUCCUCGGCUACCACGGGGCAUGUGAUCCCGAAUGCCGUGAUACUCACCCCUGGCCGGAUGAGGAUGCAUGGCUAGAACCGAGGUCGUCCAAUUUCUCCACUGUGGAAACUGCCCCAAUUCGACCAGCACAGCUCGAACCAGAACACAAUUUGCCAACAGUGCACGAGUUUCCAUCGGAGCACAACGAUGACGACUAA